UGCCCACGUCCUAUCCGAGAAGCCGAGGUCGCGCUGCAGCGGAGGUCCCCCUGCGGGUCCCUGUCGUUGACACAAGUCUCUUGGCGCCCGCCAACCCCAGCCCCCAGCCCCGCGAGCCUGGUCCGAUAGCGCAGGGCGCGCUCCCGACACCCGCCGCGGCCAGGGUUGGACCGAGCUCGGGCUUUGCUGCAGAGAGGGAACGAACAGCUGAUGCGCCGGGGCCACAUUCUGACUGACACCUUGGCAGACUGAUGCUGUUCCCUGCUAGAAGAAGGCUGCUCACAGCUCUGCUGCAGGCUCAGCGCUGGCCCUUUCAACCCUCCAGAGACAUGAGACUGGUGCAGUUCCAGGCACCCCACCUGACCGGACCUCACCUGGGCCUGGAGUCAGGGAAUGGCGGAGGGGUCAUCAACCUCAAUGCCUUUGACCCCACACUGCCCAAGACCAUGGUAGAGUUCCUGGAGCAGGGAGAGUCCACUCUCUCAGUGGCGAGAAGAGCCCUGGCUGCCCAGUUGCCAGUCUUACCGCGGUCAGAGGUGACCUUCCUGGCUCCAGUCACACGGCCAGACAAGGUGGUGUGUGUGGGCAUGAAUUACGUGGACCACUGCAAGGAACAGAACGUGCCCGUGCCCAAGGAGCCCAUCAUCUUCAGCAAGUUUGCCAGCUCCAUCGUGGGGCCCUACGAUGAGGUCAUCCUCCCGCCUGAGAGCCAGGAGGUGGACUGGGAAGUGGAGCUGGCCGUGGUCAUUGGGAAGAAAGGCAAGCACAUCAAGGCCACAGAUGCCAUGGCUUAUGUGGCUGGCUUCACUGUGGCACAUGACGUAAGUGCUCGUGACUGGCAAAUGAGACGCAAUGGAAGGCAGUGGCUGCUGGGAAAAACCUUUGACACUUUCUGCCCCCUGGGUCCUGCUUUGGUGACCAAGGACAGUAUAGCAGAUCCACACAACUUAAAGAUCUGCUGCCGGGUGAAUGGGGAGGUGGUCCAGAGCAGCAACACCAAUCAGAUGGUGUUUAAGACAGAAGAGCUGAUAGCCUGGGUCUCCCAGUUCGUCACCCUGUACCCCGGGGACAUCAUCUUGACGGGUACCCCCCCAGGUGUUGGUGUAUUCAGGAAACCUCCUGUCUUUCUCAAGAAGGGCGAUGAAGUCCAGUGUGAGAUUGAAGAAUUGGGUGUCAUCAUCAACAAGGUGGUGUGAUGGUUCUUGCUGAAGGUCCUGGACUUAAGAGGCGGGCAACACUCACUGUACAGGGCAAGGCCCAGUGCUUGCCCCUUCAAGGCUCCUCAUCUAGGUAGAGGGGGGCAUCUCUCCUCUUCAAUAAACUUCUCAGACUAAGUCAGUA
Eptesicus fuscus (big brown bat) is the source of this 1341-nucleotide messenger RNA. Its product is annotated as fumarylacetoacetate hydrolase domain-containing protein 2A. Gene Ontology annotation, molecular function: hydro-lyase activity. The transcript is spliced from 9 exons. NCBI's taxonomy places the organism in Eukaryota, Metazoa, Chordata, Mammalia, Chiroptera, Vespertilionidae. The coding region runs from base 252 to 1196 and encodes 314 amino acids. The record is from RefSeq and is a predicted model, not a curated record.